This is a messenger RNA of Dioscorea cayenensis subsp. rotundata (Guinea yam), 1196 nucleotides long. RefSeq names its product peroxidase 72-like. Gene Ontology annotation, molecular function: heme binding; peroxidase activity. The transcript has 4 exons. The record is from RefSeq and is a predicted model, not a curated record. Gene Ontology annotation, biological process: hydrogen peroxide catabolic process; response to oxidative stress. The coding region runs from base 24 to 1031 and encodes 335 amino acids. NCBI's taxonomy places the organism in Eukaryota, Viridiplantae, Streptophyta, Magnoliopsida, Dioscoreales, Dioscoreaceae.
UCAUCACAAACAACCUUUCAAAAAUGGCUUUGAUCUCCAUGAAGUUCAUUAUGGUUGCUCUAUUGGCCACAGUAAUUCUCACCACUCUCUGCAACGCCGGCAAGGUGUACACCGGAGGCUAUCUUUACCCGCAGUUUUACGAUCAUUCAUGCCCGAAAGCGUCGGAGAUCGUCAACUCCAUCGUCGCCAAAGCUGUCACCAAGGAACCAAGAAUGGCUGCUUCUCUUCUCCGGCUUCACUUCCAUGACUGUUUUGUUAAGGGUUGUGAUGCAUCAGUGCUGCUAGAUAGCAGUGGUACCAUCAUAAGUGAAAAAAGAUCAAACCCAAACAGGAACUCUGCUAGAGGGUUUGAAGUGAUUGAUGAGAUUAAGUCUGCAUUGGAGAAAGAAUGCCCAAACACUGUCUCUUGUGCUGAUAUACUUGCACUUGCUGCCCGGGAUUCCACUGUUCUUGCUGGUGGACCAAGUUGGGAGGUUCCUUUAGGAAGAAGGGACUCUUUGGGUGCCAGCAUUAGCGGGUCCAAUCAUAAUAUCCCAGCACCUAAUGAUACUCUUCCAACCAUCAUCACUAAGUUCAAGCUCAAAGGCCUUGACCUUGUUGAUCUUGUUGCUCUCUCAGGUAGCCACACAAUUGGGCAAUCAAGGUGCACUAGUUUCCGGCAAAGGUUGUAUAACCAGACUGGGAAUGGCUUGCCGGACUUUACACUGAACCAAGUCUAUGCGAAUGAACUCCGGCAACGGUGCCCGAGGUCCGGUGGUGAUCAGAACCUCUUUCCUUUGGACUUUGUUAGCCCAACCAAGUUUGAUAAUCACUACUACAUCAACAUUGUUGCUGGAAAUGGCCUGUUGAGUUCGGAUGAGAUACUUUUGACCAAGAACAGUGUUACAAUGGAGCUUGUCAAACAGUAUGCUGUUAACAAUGGCUUGUUUUUUGACCAUUUUGCAAAGUCAAUGGUGAAGAUGGGCAACAUUGCUCCUCUCACUGGUUCUAAAGGGGAGAUUAGGAAAAUUUGCAGGAGGGUUAACCAUUGAUAUAUUGAGUUUGUGAAUCAUGAUGAAAAACUUUGGAUUAUAUAUGUGCAUUUUUAAAAAAUGGGGUGUAGUGUUUGUUGUUUUGUUUGAUGAUCAUAUUGUUGUGUGUUUCUUUGAAUUAGUAAUAAAUACAUGUGUUUUUAUUAUUCAUGUUCUGUGGUUGGG